UAUACGUAAGGAUUAUAAUCAGUGAAUGAAUACAAAUGUGAGCGGUCGGUAAAACGUACAGUUUAGGUUAAUUUUUAAUGGUUAAUAGUCCGACCAAAUGUUCUCGCGUUGUAAUAGUGGUGAUUUCAAGUAACAGACUUCGGUCUUAGGAUUAAAGACAUCGACAAUGCCACAAUGAUGAAGUUUAUCGAAGUUUUGACGACCUGUGUCGUUUUUCAAUAUCUAGCUACUAUUUGUACGACACAUUUACUUAUAAACGUGAAAAAUCAAGGUGGUGAUAUCCUUCUUGAAACAAUAUCAUCUAAUGUUACCGAAGAUGUAAUUACGUUGGAAUUUCAACGUUCUGACGGUACACUUGUAACGCAACUAAUAGACUUUAAAAAUGAGGUACAAGUUAUAAAGGCAUUGGUCCUAGGCGAAGAAGAAAGAGGACAAAAUCAGUAUCAAGUUAUGUGCUUUGUUAAUCAUUUUUAUAAGGUCGAUUUUAUAUCCUCCGAUGCUAUGUCUAAGCUACGUCAAAAGAAUCCAGGCACCGUCCGUGUUGCGGAAGAGGAUAAAGGUCAUGCCAAUUAUACUAUGGACUUGUUUUUGGACGUCUCUCAAUCUAAAGAUAUUUCUAAACAUGUAGCUAGUCUUUGUAGCGAAGCGGCUGGCUCGGCUUAUACGAGAAACGAAGAUAUCAAACAGUGGAUUCAAAGGCCAGGUUCUACAGAGACUUCAUUAAUGGCAGCGGUAUAUAACUUUACUUCUACUGCUAUGUCGCAACAAAAUCCUACUGAGACAAGGUCACAGUUUGUCUCUAAAUGCGCUGACACAUCCAAUUUAUGGGUACCUUGUACGUGUUCUUUAGAACUUUGUAUCGGUUGGUAUCCGUGUGGAUUGAAAUUUUGUAAAGGUAAAACCGAAGGUAGAAAAGUAGCUAGCACUUACAGGUGUGGUAUAAAAACUUGUAAAAAAUGUUUUAUAUUCACUUAUUACUCAAAAAUGAAACAAAAUUGUUUAUGGGACGAAUGACAUAUAAGAACGUUAUUAGAUAUCGAUUCAACAUAAUUAAACAUGCAAAUAAUGACACCUUUAAAUGUACACUGUGUGCUUCGUACACAAUUGAGAUAAUUCCUAUUGAAUGAACGGUAUCCGUUAUUCACUUUCAAUUACUUAUUCAUAAAGUAAUUGUCUAAAAAGUCUAACGAUGCUAUGGUAUGAGCUUUUAUUAAUUAUGUCAAAUGAAAUUUUGUGUCGAUGAAAAAAUUUAUUUUUAAUAACGCUAACUUAUCUUUAAAGUAAUAUCUUAAUAUUGUUAACUCAUUUUAAAAGCACUCGUAUCUAAUUUCUUUGAAAAUUUCAAAUAGUCUCGGUUGCAGGAAUAUUAGUUCAUUAAAAUUAAAAUCUUACGUGCACAAACUGUUACAUGUGACUCUUGUUUUUUUUUUCUUUUUUUUUUUUUUUUUAUAUGUAUAUAUAUAUUUUUGAAUGGAUAUAUUUGUAAUAUAUAUAAAAAAAGAGAAAAAAAAAACAUAUUUAUUCAGGAUAUAUGAAGUACGAUAAAUGUGUGUCACACCGAAGACAUUCCAAGUUUCAUAACGUUCCAUUGCGUGCCCAUUUAUAUAUAACAUUCAAUUUCUCUAAUUGUGUGCACCAAUUUUCAACUAUCGAUCUACUUUGUAUAUCAGUAAAAGUAUGUAUAACAUUCCUAAAACGCUUGGACUUGAACAAACUAUAGUCACUUCCAUCA
Molecule: messenger RNA, 1732 nt
Organism: Vespula pensylvanica (western yellowjacket)
Lineage: Eukaryota; Metazoa; Arthropoda; Insecta; Hymenoptera; Vespidae
Gene: oaf
Product: out at first protein
Exons: 4
Coding region: 175-1014 (279 amino acids)
Source: RefSeq, a predicted model, not a curated record